Molecule: messenger RNA, 1566 nt
Organism: Entrophospora sp. SA101
Lineage: Eukaryota; Fungi; Glomeromycota; Glomeromycetes; Entrophosporales; Entrophosporaceae
Source: the annotation of a GenBank genome assembly
AUGGAAUCAAUAGGAACUAAAAAUUUAAUAAUUGAUGAUAUCACUUUUCGUCGUCCUGAUACUUGUUUAGCUUUGGACAAUCUAAUAACUUCCUCUACCACUACCAAAAACACCGCCAUAUUAUUUGAUCCUUUCAAGGACAAUGAUUACGAUGAUACCUUUGAUUUCCCAUUUAAAGAUGAAGAAGAUUUUGGUACAACUGAUGAUGUCAUUGAUAAUAAUACUACAAAACCAAAUGGGAUCAUUUUUGAUCAUCCAUUAAACGACGAGGUUACUGCGCAAAAGGCGAUCGCUGUCAAUAUUUGCACAAGUUUGAAUCAUAUAGCAGCUCUGUUAAUUAUAAUAAAAUUAAGAAUGGAAAUGACCACAAACAAUUCAUAUAAUUCUAGUAGUGUCAUUAAUAAUAAUAACAAUAACCUUGUCAGCAAUGUUGGUUCUAACCUUAACUCAUCAACUAAUACAAAUGAUAAUAUAUCUCUACCUGUUGUCAUCAAUCAUAAUAAUAGCAACAAAGUCAACAAUUCUUAUAUUCAAAAAUAUUCUCAACAUCAUAUUACCAAAAAUAGCAAAAAUACUACUAGAACAGCCUCACACAAUAACAAUAAUAAAAAUAAGAAAAAAUUUGUUAAUAAUAAUGAAGCCAACAAUAGAUUUUCUGGUGUUGAAUUAGAGGAUCUUGUGGGUCAUAUUUAUUCAUUAUGUAAAGAUCAACACGGUUGUCGUUUUCUUCAAAGAAAACUUGAAGAAAACAAUCAAAAAUACAUUGAAACGAUUUACAAUGAAGUCAAUGGACAUUUCGUUGAACUUAUAACAGAUCCUUUUGGCAAUUAUCUCUGUCAAAAACUUUUUGAACAUUGUGAUGAAUUUAAACGUACUCAAAUUAUCAAUAAAGUUUCUUCAGAAUUGGGCUAUAAUAAUAAUUACAUAUACAAGACUCAACAAAUCCGCACUUUUAUCCAAUCUUUAAAUCCUGAAGUAGUAACUUUGAUUCAAGACUUGAAUGGAAAUCAUGUUAUACAAAAAUGUUUAAGACUUUUCACACCCGAAGAAAAUCAAGCAAUCAGCAGUUAUUGUCUUGAGGUUGCUACACAUAAAAAUGGCUGCUGUGUUUUUCAAAGAUGCAUUGAUCAUGGCACCGAACAACAAAAGUUACAACUCUUGAAAACAAUAAUUCACCAUGCUUUAUUUUUAAGUCAGGAUAAAUACGGGAAUUAUGUUGUUCAAUACGCCAUAAAUUUCAAUAUCCAACAAUUCACUAAUGCGUUAGCGAGAAAAAUUUUAGGGCAUGUUUAUCCAUUAUCAAUUCAGCAAUGCAGCUCAAAUGUUGUUGAAGCAUGUAUUAAGUUGGCUGACAAUGAUAUUAAAGAACUUUUGAUUUCAGAAUUAAUUAAUUGUCGUUGUAUUGACAGAUUAUUGCAAGAUUCAUUUGGGAAUUAUUUGAUCAAAUCUUUACAGCCAUUUUUACCUACAAUCCAUAAUGCACCAUAUGGAAGAAAAGUUCAAGGCAGGAUCAGUCGUGAUAUUAAAUUCCUUGGGUCACUACUAUAUUUUAAAAAUUUUAAUUAA